Lactuca saligna is the source of this 2102-nucleotide messenger RNA. The record is from the annotation of a GenBank genome assembly. Lineage: Eukaryota; Viridiplantae; Streptophyta; Magnoliopsida; Asterales; Asteraceae.
AUGAUAUGGAAAGGAGGAGGCGACGUCGGUCAAUGGGAGGACGAACCUUACCACAGGCAUGUUGCCGUUUUUGUGAUUUCACCGCAAGGAAGGUUUAGGGCUUCGAGAUGGAGGAGGAGAAAGGUGGUGAAACGAUGGAAGAGCUUGCGAAAAAUGGUUCAGACCAUCCCUGUGAUCCUCUAUUGGUUUCUUUUGGUAUUCUAUAAUUUGUUAAGGGUUUAUGGGAAUGCUGAAGGUGAUGUAUUGUGGGUCCUAAAGGCACAAUUAAGCGAUCCUUGGAAUGUUUUGCAAAGUUGGGAUCCUACUACUGUAAGUCCAUGUACUUGGUAUCAUGUUACCUGUGACAGUUGGAAUGGAUCAGUUACUAGAGUUGAUCUUCAAAACGCAGGCUUGUCUGGUCAGUUAGUUAAGCAGCUUGGUCAACUUACAUACUUACGGUACUUGGAGCUUUAUGGAAAUAACAUCUCUGGAAAAAUUCCAGAAGAGCUUGGAAACUUAACAAAUUUGAUGAGCAACCUUAAAAAACUCCGUUUCCUUCGUCUCAACAACAACAGUUUGACAGGAACUAUUCCAGUUUCGUUAACUGGAAUCGAUUCGCUCCAAGUUCUUGAACUAUCAAACAACAAUUUGAGCGGAGUUGUGCCUUUCUAUGGCUCCUUUAUGCGAUUCAUGCCCAACAGUUUUGCCAAUAAUCCCGACUUGACACUCGUGGUUGUUCCACAAGCUCAAGCUCCUUCACAAUCUCCUUCAGUGGGCAACAACCACACUGGAGCUAUUGUCGGAGCUAUUGCUGCUGUUGUUGUUCUCUUUGUUGCACUUGCUUUGUGGCGGGACAGAAAACAACAACUACAAGUUGAUUCUUUUACGUUUUUAGCUGAGGAGGACCCCAAAGUUCAUCUGAGACAACUAAAGACGUUUUCUCUACGUGAACUACAAGCUGCAACCCAUGAUUUUAGCAACAGAAACAUUCUUGGUGAAGGUGCAUUUGGUAAAGUUUACAAAGGAUUGUUGGCUGAUGGUUCUCUGGUGGCUAUUAAGAGACUCACAGAUCAUGUUCAUGGUGGUGAAUUGCACUUCCAGAAGGAGGUUGAGAUAAUAAGCAUGGCGGUGCACCGGAAUCUUCUUAGGCUGCAAGGAUUUUGCAUGACAUCAACCGAACGGUUGCUUGUUUAUCCAUACAUGGCCAAUGGCAGUGUUGCAUCUUUUCUAAGAGAUCGACCAGAUAGACAACCUGCACUUGAUUGGCCGACCAGGAAACAAAUUGCACUUGGAUCCGCAAGGGGCCUUGCCUAUCUGCAUGAUCAUUGUGACCCUAAGAUCAUUCACCGUGAUGUGAAAGCCUCAAAUAUCUUGUUGGAUGAGGAGUUUGAAGCAGUUGUCGCAGACUUUGGAUUGGCGAAACUCAUGAACUACAAUGAUACUCAUGUUACAACAGCCGUUUGUGGUACAAUUGGACACAUAGCGCCUGAGUAUCUAUCCACUGGGACAGAAAAAUCCGAUGUUUAUGGGUACCGGGUGAUGCUUCUGCAACUCAUCACCAGGCAACAGGCCUAUGAUCCUACUCGCCUUGCCAAUAAUCACAACGAUGUCAUGUUGCUUGACUGGGUGAAAAGACUUUUAGAAGAUAAGAAGUUGGAGAUGCUGGUGGAUGCGGAUUUAGAAGGUAACUAUUUGAAGGAUGGAGUAGAAGAGUUGAUUAAGAUAGCUCUAUUGUGCACACAAGUCACACCGUCAGAGCGACCCAAGAUGUCAGAAGUUGUGAAAAUGCUUGAAGGUUUUGGUUUAGCUGAGCGGUGGGAGGAGUGGCAGAAAGGAGAGAUUUUCCUACAAGAUUUCAGCCAGGAACACAAUCUGAAUAUCGAUUGUGUUAUUGUGGAUUCCACUUACAUCCUUAGCAACGAUCAAUUAUCUGGUCCUAGAUGAUCGGAUCCCUGUUUGGUUUUUCGAUGUGGAUACAUUUUUACUUUUUAUGUAAAACUAGGUGUGAAACCCGUGUAUUACACGGGUUGAUUAAGGCUGUAUUUGGCGCGCCACAGCUAGCUGAUAAGCUAGCUUAUUUUCGAGCUUUUUUAUGUUGUUGUGUUUGGUAAGCCAAAAAGUAG